UUUUUUUCGAAUUUUUAUUUAUUGUUACCUAGUAAAACAUUCCGCAAAUGUAGGAAGCGUGAACUGUAAUCUCACUGUCAUAAUAAGUUCAUAUUGCUAAAACCAUCCGUUUAAACCCUAAUAGAUAUCUAUCUAUACAUAUGCAUAUAUUUUAUAUCUAUCACCUUCAAGAAAAUAUGAACAAGCAUAUAUGAGGUUUUGCGUACGGACAAACAGGGGCUGUGAAAAGUAAAAAAAGAAGAAGUACAGCAAAUUUCAACUUAAAUACCACCUUCAGAAGAAAAAUCAUUUGAUUCAACAGUCUCAAAAGAGAUGGCACUAGCAAGAAUAGCAAGAAACAGCUACCGUCGAUCGAGUGGAAGUUCCUCCCGGCCCAACUACUCCACCGAAAAGGAUCUCCUGUGCGAAGGUCCACCCGCACCCAGAAUUCAACCUCCAAUCACAGCUAACCUCUCGAAACCCCUUCCUCAAACCAGCAUGAUGACAGGUGGCAGCAGCUCCACGUUCAUCCCCAGCACCAACUUUUGGAGCAGGGGAUUGAAAACGAGCCCAUUGGCCCGAUUCGGUCAGGCCGAGCGGGUCCCACUGGAGGAGUACGAGGGCCCGCCGACUAAAUACCCGACUCUUGAGGCCACAAAACCGGGAGAGAAGCCUCGUGUGGUGGUGCUGGGGAGCGGGUGGGCAGCGUGCAGGUUCCUUAAAGGGAUCGAUACUAGGUUGUACGAUGUUGUCUGCAUCUCGCCCAGGAAUCAUAUGGUGUUCACUCCUCUGCUGGCCUCCACUUGUGUUGGGACUUUGGAGUUCCGUUCGGUGGCUGAGCCCGUGAGCCAGAUACAGGUGGCAUUGGCUAAGGACCCGAAUUCGUAUUUUUUCUUGGCUUCUUGCACAGGGCUCGACACGGACAAGCAUGAAGUGUACUGUGAGACGGUUAGUGAUGGUAAACUCUCUGAAGAGCCGUAUCGUUUUAAAGUUGCAUAUGACAAGCUCGUCAUUGCUUCUGGAUCUGAGCCAUUGACCUUCGGGAUAAAGGGAGUUAAAGAGCAUGCGUUUUUCCUUCGUGAGGUCUCUCAUGCUCAAGAAAUUAGGAAGAAGCUUCUCUUAAACCUCAUGCUCUCUCAAAACCCAGGCAUUUCUGAAGAAGAAAAAGAACGGCUACUGCACUGUGUCGUUAUAGGUGGUGGGCCCACCGGAGUUGAAUUUAGCGGCGAAUUGAGUGAUUUUAUCACGAGAGACGUUCGCCAGCGUUAUGCUCACGUCAAGAACUACAUACGCGUAACCCUCAUUGAGGCGAACGAGAUAUUAUCAUCUUUCGACGUUGGGCUAAGGCAAUACGCUACAAAGCACUUGACAAAGUAUGGGGUUCGACUCGUCCGUGGUGUUGUUAAAGAGGUUCAUUCGGACAAGAUUGUCCUUAGCGAUGGAAGUGACGUACCUUAUGGCCUACUUGUCUGGUCCACCGGCGUUGGACCUUCCGAAUUUGUGAAAUCGCUCAAUCUCCCCAAGUCUCCCGGUGGAAGGAUUGGUGUUGAUGAAUGGCUACGAGUCCCGGCUGCAGAAGACGUUUUUGCUCUUGGAGACUGUGCCGGAUUUCUCGAACAGGUCGGGAAGCCCGUGCUUCCUGCUCUAGCUCAGGUGGCCGAACGGCAAGGGAAGUUUCUCGUCGAAUUAUUCAACCGAAUAGCAAAACAAGAAGCUGGCAAGGCUUUCUCGGCAAAAGAAGUGCCUCUCGGGGACCCGUUUGUGUACAAGCAUCUCGGGAGCAUGGCAUCCGUGGGNGAUUCGUGAGCUGGCUAGUUUGGCGAUCUGCUUACCUGACGAGAGUGAUUAGCUGGAGGAAUAGAUUCUAUGUGGCUUUCAAUUGGGCAACAACUCUCGUUUUCGGAAGGGAUAAUUCAAGGAUCGGUUGAGGCAAGGGAUUUACGGCUCGUCAAUUCAAUGCAUGAAUUAAGCGCAACCGCUGAUAGUUUUGUAGCUAGGGGAAUUUACAUUCGAGACACAAAAUAAUUUUAGCCUAAGAAAUUCUAGCAUCAAUCGCACAAUUAUCUGAUGCAAAUGUGCCCUCUUUCCAGUGGACAAAAUUACUCUCUGUCACCAAUUUUCUACAGUUAGAUAUCACACUCGGUCGUGUUUUUUACGGUUAGAUCACACUCACAAGUCACAAGCACUUUUUACGGUUAGAUCACACCCACCCACAAGCACCGGAUUUUUACCAUUGGAACUUAGAUCACACACUUGUCAGCUUUUUUAUGGUAAGAGCACCUACUAAAAGAACCCAUCAAAUCACAUUUUUGUCACUAAGUAUCAC
This is a messenger RNA of Striga asiatica, 2305 nucleotides long. NCBI's taxonomy places the organism in Eukaryota, Viridiplantae, Streptophyta, Magnoliopsida, Lamiales, Orobanchaceae. The record is from the annotation of a GenBank genome assembly.